Penicillium daleae is the source of this 828-nucleotide messenger RNA. RefSeq lists its product as uncharacterized. The transcript has 2 exons. Gene Ontology annotation, cellular component: Ino80 complex. Gene Ontology annotation, biological process: chromatin remodeling. The record is from RefSeq and is a predicted model, not a curated record. Bases 1 to 828 code for a protein of 275 amino acids. Lineage: Eukaryota; Fungi; Ascomycota; Eurotiomycetes; Eurotiales; Aspergillaceae.
AUGCCAGCUGGCUCUACCCCCAACGGUCGCUCCAAUCGAGCCGGGGCUACAAAGAAUGCUCCCACAACGCUCCUCGUAACCCUCAAGCUGGCCCCCGACGCCCUGCGACAGUUCAUGGAGGAAACCCCCGACUCCCCCGAGACCAAGACCCAAACCCCCGAACCGACAUCCAAUCCCGACAAGCCCACCGAGCAAUCCUCACCGGCCUCCUCCACCGAAGCCCCAGCUGCCCGGCCAUCCUCAGCGGACGCAGAAUCAAACGCCGACGCGAACUCAACACCCGCCACGGGGGCCACCCCGGGCGAUACCCCUCGACGGAAGGGAAUCCCGGGUCCCAAGCCCGGCACCAAACGCGCCAACAGCCAGCUGGAGCCUAUCGCGCGAGUACGCGGUCGACCCGGUCCUAAGAAGAAAGCUCGCCUUGACGAAGGCGGCGAACCAGGCAAGCUCUCCAUGGCCCCUCGACUGGGCCCCAAGGCCAACACCGGCGCUAUCAAUGCACACCUACGCGCUCUAGAUCGCAGCGGCACACCCUGUCGCAAAUGGGAGCGUCAACCCCUCAAGCUGCGCAGUUUCACCGGCGUCAUGUGGCAGCUACCGGCGUGGGGCAGCUACAAGGUUGCAAAACCCGAGUCUGAUGAAAAUGAAGUGGCUGUUAGUCUGGAGAAUGGGGAUAUUGAUAACAAGACUCUUGCUGCCCCGGGUACCGACACAGUCAAUGGCAGUAGUGCUGUCCCGAGUGAGAAGAGUACUGGUGAUGGGGAGAUGACCCCAGCACCAUCGAACAUUGUUGAGCCCUCGUCCCCGGCUAUUGCCUCGGCUGCAUGA